This is a messenger RNA of Aspergillus oryzae RIB40, 1386 nucleotides long. Its product is annotated as putative ZIP family zinc transporter. Gene Ontology annotation, cellular component: plasma membrane. The transcript has 3 exons. Gene Ontology annotation, biological process: zinc ion transmembrane transport. The coding region runs from base 1 to 1386 and encodes 461 amino acids. Gene Ontology annotation, molecular function: zinc ion transmembrane transporter activity. NCBI's taxonomy places the organism in Eukaryota, Fungi, Ascomycota, Eurotiomycetes, Eurotiales, Aspergillaceae. The record is from RefSeq and is a predicted model, not a curated record.
AUGGAUGAACUCACAAGGUGGCAGCGGAAUGACUUGGAAAAGUUUAACAUUGAAAGCGCUGUUGAAUUGAGUGCAUACAUACCAGAGGCAGUUCUGCGGGCGGAACUACACCGAAGAAGUGGGAUCAGAGACUCUGACAAUGAUAAGCCAUCGUGUGGCUCGAAGGAUCGAGGUGUUUACAACACUCCAGUACAUGUAAUGGCACUGUUCCUCAUUCUACUGCUGAGUACUUUAGCUUGUUCAUUCCCUGUACUUGCCCGUCGGUUCCCACGUCUCCCAAUACCACGGCGUUUUCUUUUCCUUUCCAGGCAUUUUGGGACAGGUGUAUUGAUAGCUACGGCCUUCGUCCAUUUACUCCCUACGGCGUUUGUGUCCCUGACAGAUCCAUGUCUUCCUCGAUUUUGGAGUGAAUCAUACCGUGCCAUGGCUGGUUUUGUCGCCAUGGUUUCCGUCUUUGUUGUGGUGGUGGUAGAGAUGUUUUUUGCCAUGAAAGGAGCAGGCCAUGUUCAUGGGAGUGAGUACGACCAUUUGAUUGGUGAUGUCGGUGGGGAUACUGCAAGCGUCUAUCGGAAUGAGGGGCCCGAAUACCUACAAGAGUCAACAGAGAAUAUUCACCUUGAGGGCAUGCCGGACGGCAGCUGUACAAGUAGCCUGCCGCAAUCCUCAGGUCACCUGCUGAGUGACUUUACAGACGACGGCAGUCAAUCACAAUCCGCAAAUCUGGUUGCGCACAAAGAGGAUGUGGAGGUUGAUCUUGAGGGACCAGACUCUUACGAUGGCUCACGUACGAAUGCUCAUCGAAACCCUUACUCACAGUCAGAGUUGGCUCGGCCUUCGCCGGCUAUAUCGUGUGAACAUCCGGACACUAUGUUGACUAUACAGAAUCCGCAACGUCAGUUGCUCCAGUGUCUUCUUCUCGAAGCCGGAAUUCUCUUUCAUAGUAUUUUUAUUGGAAUGGCCCUUAGUGUCGCAACAGGGACGUCAUUCAUUGUACUGCUCGUGGCCAUCUGUUUUCAUCAGACUUUUGAGGGUUUCGCUCUUGGCUCGCGUAUAGCAUCGCUGAUUCCGGACCUUUUUGCCCCAUCCUCGAUGAAGCCAUGGCUCAUGUCACUUGCAUAUGGGACUACAACGCCCAUUGGUCAAGCUAUCGGUCUUAUUUUACAUAACCUAUAUGAUCCAACGAGCACUGCUGGUUUGCUUAUGGUUGGUAUUACGAAUGCGAUAAGCAGUGGGCUUCUGCUGUUCGCUGGGCUGGUUGAACUUUUGGCCGAAGAUUUUUUGAGUGAGUCAAGCUACGCAACCUUACAUGGGCGAAAGCGCGUUGAAGCAUGUAUAGCAGUUGCCUGCGGGGCUUUGUUAAUGGCGUUGGUUGGUGCAUUUGCCUAG